Messenger RNA from Aspergillus sclerotioniger CBS 115572, 5942 nucleotides. Its product is annotated as putative SNF2 family helicase/ATPase. Gene Ontology annotation, molecular function: ATP binding; ATP-dependent chromatin remodeler activity; ATP hydrolysis activity. Bases 197 to 5521 code for a protein of 1774 amino acids. The transcript has a single exon. NCBI's taxonomy places the organism in Eukaryota, Fungi, Ascomycota, Eurotiomycetes, Eurotiales, Aspergillaceae. The record is from RefSeq and is a predicted model, not a curated record. Gene Ontology annotation, cellular component: nucleus.
CCGGGCUUUGUUUCUGUCGAGGCCUCAUUUGCUGCCCACCGUUGGCGGGAUCUUCUCUCGCUCUUGUGGACUGACUGCUACCAUAGGUCUCACUCAGCGCUCACUUGCACAGUCAUUCAAGCACAAACCCACUAUAAAAUGCCAUUUCUCUUACACCGUUUCGAUGCCUUAUCAAGGAACGGAAAUGGGCAUCUAGAUGCUUGAGAAGAUCAGAGAUUUACACAGAGAUCCAAAACUUGGGAAUCGGCCAGUUGAAAUGCACCUCAGCGAAGAUCCCCUUGACUGGACAGUUGAUGAGGUGGUGCAGUUCCUGUGCCGGAAUCCUCAGACGCCAUGGGCUCGAUCAUCCUCGCGGGCGCCACGACCAAACCCUGUCACCUUUGAAGCUACUCUUCGCGAGCAUGAGAUUACAGGUGAAGUUCUUCUGCAUGAUGUAGAUAAGGAAACCCUCCGGGAAGAUCUAGGCUUGAGGGCUCUUGGCCAUCGUAGCUGUGUGCUCAUGGCAAUACGAUAUCUUCAGCGGAAUUCUCCCAAGUUCCAGGACACCAGAACUCAUCUAGGUGCUCUCCCUGAAGACCUGUACAGCUCUGCCACCCCGGCAUUUUCUCAAUUCAAUUCCCCACUGCAUCACAUUCCUCAGUCUCAAGAUGUGACACCUCAACGGGGAGCUCUCCAAAGUACCCGUCAUCAGACCCCUACUACAUCCAGUGGCCCACUGUUGGUGACUUCUGCGAUGGAGCAAAGACCUAGCCCUGCAGAUGAUAGUGGAUCAAAUAGGCCUGCAAGUCGUCAUGGUGUGACAGAUCAGGAUGAAGGAAACAAGGCUUAUUCGGAACAAAAGUCCCCUGAAAGACGCACCCGCCUGGGUGAGGACAUGGUUAUUGAUGGCCAGGGAAAGAAACGGCGAAAACUGAACCUAAGCUCCUUGAACCAGGACCAGAAAAGUGAGCCUGCCUCAAGACAGACAAGCAGUCCACAAACUGCAAAAGGGUGGUAUAUUGGACCGGAUGAAAUCAAUGUCUCGCAGUUAUUCUACGCUUCUGACUCCGAUGAAAAUGAUCAGACCUUUACUAUGAUUGGCUCCAAAUUCCCAACUGCCCAACGCAGAUUUGUGAACAAGGCUCUUGGUUAUUCCUACCAACAGCGACCUGUGAAGCUGAACUCUAACCAGUCGGCUUUGGUUCCUUAUCGACAGUUCACCAAGCAAACAAGCAAACCGUCAAAGAAGCCAUUAAUAGCAGCUGCAAGCAAUCCAAAGUACUGUACUCUGUUCACAGUCAGCAAUGGCAAUGUCACGGUCACCAAGGACGAGCUGCGUAAGUGGCCGCAGUUAAUCCAAUCUGAGACUGCUGAGAGCGAGAAGACCUCCGAUCCUUAUGCCUACCUCCUACACAGAUACCCCGCACAAGAUGAUGAUGACCCGAAUGCUUACCCUUUGUACGGAGAUUCUGGAUCAGAAGGCGAGUUUGAUGAAGAAACUUGGCAGGAAAUCCAGGACGAACGCCGGGAACCGUUGCCACAACACAAAGCACUCACACCAGCCGAGGUUAACUCUAUCAUAGCAGGUUGCAUUGCAGAGUUUGAGAACAAUUGGCUUCAACAUGGAAAGUCAAAAGAGGAGGCAAAGGCACGGAGAAUCUGGCUAUCGGCUAGGAGAGGUAAGUGCAACAACGAACAAAUCAAAAGCCUUACACGCGACAUCAGUCUUCUGGAGAGGCGCCUGGGGGUUUUUACCAAAGCAAUCCGGGAAGGCGAAUACAGUACACCCAAGGAACUACAGACUCAAUGUCGCAGCUUGGAGAACACCGUGACCAACAUCCAGAAGAAGAAAUGGCGCAUUUCCAUUCUCGAGCAAGAAAAUUGCCCCCCCAAGAUAUCUGCUCUUGCGAGGCCCUUACCUCCCAAGCGACAAAGUACUGACGAGGAUGGAGAGUCUCUCGCCUCGGAAUCUGAUGAUGGCGCAUCUACAGGUUCUAUGGAUGACUUCAUUGAUAACAAUGGCGUGUUCCACGGAAGCCCAGAUCCUUCAUCGUCGUCUGAUGAUGAUAUCAUCAGCCCUUCCGGUGCAAGGCGGAAAUUCAGGAAUCGGAGAGUCAUGGCUCGUGGGCAUCCCUUUCUUGAGUCCAGUUCCCCUUCUCCAGCUCCGGUUCUUGAACCGCCAGUAGAGUGUAUUGACCUCACCCGUGAUUCACCUGUGCCCGAAGACGAAGAAUUCAGAGUGGAGACACCUCCGCUGAAUCCACCGCAACCGAGGACUCCUCAAUCUGAACAUGUCAUGUCUAGAGACAUCUCUCCUGUCCCCGACCUCCCCCCUAGAGUGUAUGUCGAAAUAACACCCAUCAAACGAGAGAAAACUCCAAAGUCCAAUCAGGUGGAACGCUCAAGGACCCAUAAAGAGCGAUCGGCAAGUCUACCUGAGAUCAGUGAUAUUGACAGCUUGAAGGUGGUCUCCUGGAGGCUUGUCGAAGAGCGUCACGAUCGUCGCAGGCUGCUGGCCAAGCAGCUAUUGGCCAUGGCGGAUGAUGAGCGAAGGAGACUAGCUAGAAAAAUCCCUACAUAUGACGUGCCCGACCUGCAAGAACUCACGCUUACUGCUUUGAGACAAUUGACCAAAGGGAGGGACACAAUGCCUGAUAUGGAAACAUGGGAGGGUAACUUGAUCCUGCGCACGGCCUCUCUUUUCGUCUCAUGGGUAAAUUGCGUCCAUUAUCUGGAGAAAGGUUUGCCAAAGAAGGAUGUUAAGAGAGCAAGGGCCAGGAUCACGGAAUUUCCCGAGUUUUACAAGGAGCUUUGCGCCCGCUUAGAUGCGAUACGUACCUGGGAGCGGAACCAACCGGGCGAGUCGCAAGAAUCGCAGUCAGCACUUGACGAUACCCCUCACAAAAAGCGAAAGAGGGAGGUGAAAGAGAGUCAAACCGCCAAAAUGAACCAGCAAAGCGCCCAGCUUCGGGUUGCUGUCCAGGCAAAGCUGCGACAGAGGCUCGAGCGGAAUCUGGAGAGUAUGGGGGUCAGCAAUACUGACGCCACUCGCCAGGCCGUCAGCUUUGGGAACCCUGUCAUCUACUUGGAUUCUCAUAUCGGCCAACGGGUCAAGCCUCAUCAGCUGAAUGGCGUUCAAUUCAUGUGGCGAGAGUUAAUAGAGGACGAGACGCAUCAAGGUUGCUUACUCGCUCACACGAUGGGCUUGGGCAAGACGAUGCAAGUCAUUUCCCUCCUAGUAACGAUUGCAAACGCUGCUGCCUCGAAGGAUCCUGCGAUAAGGCAAAAGGUCCCUAAGGAUCUCCUUCGGUCCCAGACCCUAAUCCUCUGUCCAUCGUCACUGAUCGAGAAUUGGUAUGAGGAAUUUCUCAUGUGGACUCCCAUAGACUCGGCGGUCGGCCCAGUGAAUAAGGUGACAAGCUCUGCCUCGCACCCGGAAAGAAUGGACACAAUUGCUCGCUGGAACGAGGAAGGCGGGGUGCUUCUCGUCAGCUAUGACAUGUUUCGGUCAUGGGUUUUCAAUAAAGAAACAACCAAACGACCCAAGCCUCUGUCGGAUGAGGAACAUGAAAACAUCAAGAAAUGGCUCCUAGAAGGGGCUAGGAUCAUCGUCGCGGACGAAGCCCACAAGAUGAAGAACCCUACAUCCGCAAUCACCGCUGCAGCCAUGCAGUUUCGUUCCCAAAGCCGCAUUGCAUUGACUGGUUCUCCCCUGGCAAAUAACCUUGUCGAUUACUUCACCAUGGUCAACUGGAUUGCGAAGGGAUACCUGGGAGAGUUUACGGAAUUCAAGGCCAACUUCUUAGAACCUAUCGAGGAAGGGCUGUAUAUGGAUAGCACAUACACCGAGCGGCGGAGGUCACUCGUGAAGCUUCAGGUUCUCAACACCAUCCUCGACCCCAAGAUCAACCGCGCAGAUAUCUCCGUCCUUGCCGGCAGCUUGCCUCCCAAAGUUGAAUUUGUCAUCACUGUUCCAUUGACUGACGUGCAGAAGGCGGCAUACAAUCUAUACGUGGAAUCGGUUCUACAUGGAAAGAGUGAUGUCAGCAGGGUUCAGCUAAUGUCAUGGCUCGCCAUUUUGGGACUUUGCUGCAAUCACCCAGCUUGCUUCAGGGAUAAGCUGCUCGGUAGAGCCAAUGAUGCACAGAAGCUGGACAAGAUGGCCGAGGGAGUCGAACCAGGGCCUGGCGAUGAGCCUAUCACACAAUUAGGCCUAGAUGUCGACAAUCUAGUGCCUGAACAAGAGCGACUUUUCUCCGCUGUCCCUGACAUGAACGCACCAGUGUUGUCUUGUCGAGCACAGAUCUUGAAUAGGAUUGUCGCCGAGUCUGUCCGGGCUGGGGACAAAGUACUGGUAUUCUCCCAUAGUAUACCUACGCUCAACUACGUCGAACAUCUCCUCAAAAAGUCUGGGUGGAAAUACUGCCGUUUAGAUGGACAGACACCAAUCGCCAGCCGACAAGCUGUCACCAAGCAGUUCAACCAGGGGUCUGCAGAGAAUGUAUAUCUAAUCUCGACCCGAGCCGGAGGUCUUGGUCUGAACAUCUUUGGAGCCAACCGUGUCAUCCUUUUCGAUUUCUCAUUCAGUCCUGUAUGGGAAGAGCAGGCCGUCGGGCGUGCAUACCGCUUAGGCCAAAAGAAACCCGUCUUUGUCUACCGGUUCAUUGCAGGUGGCACCUUUGAAGAAAACAUGUACAACAAGACUGUCUUCAAGACCCAGCUUGCUUUCCGCGUAGUCGACAAGAAAAAUCCAGUACGCUCAGCGGCAAAGUCCCUUGGGGACUAUUUGUUCACUGCAAAGGAAGUGAAACAGCAAGACGUCACGGAGUUCCUUGGAAAGGACCCAGAGGUUCUGGACAAGAUCAUCCGGAGUGACGUAGACGCCAGCAACAGGCUGAUUCGAAAGAUCACCCUCACCGAAACUUUCCAGAAGGAUGAGAACGACAAAUUGACCGAGGAGGAGAGAAAUGCGGCCCAGCAGCAACUCAGUGAUGAACGGCUCAAACGUACCGAUCCAGUAGCCUAUCAGAGAAUGAUCAUCGAAAGGCAAAGGGCACUGUUGGUACAGAGCUCCAUGAACCAACCAGCAGGCCUUUACUCGGCGCCGUCGUCUUCACAGUAUCAUGCACUGCCUCCGCGCCCCCAGCUUUCACAGCCUCCCCAGACCCCAGCUCCCCAGCCAACUAUCCCAGCUAGCGCACACAAUGUUGGCCCUCCUGCUUUGGCCCCCGACACGAGCGUCAUGCAAUCAACACCAGCAGCUACUGUGCAGCCACCCUUAACAAUCCCGGGACUCGGACUGCUUCCGAACACUCACCCUCAUUCUCAAAGUGAGCCUGUGACCCCCAUUAACAACGUCAACUUCCGUUCAACCCCGGACCACACCUCCACUGAAGCUCCGGCACCUUCUGCACCUGCACAAAACAACAACAACAACCCCACCACCCCAGAACAGCCAGAAUCCGGCGCCACAAGGGGUCACUCCGAGCCGCCACAAUCCUCCGAGGAUAGUAACAAAAGUACUAGUUGCAGGCCCCAGUGAGGAGAACCACCUCAUCAAAUGCAUCCAGAGAGAAUAUUUGUCCUACCACCAUCACCAUCUUCAUCAUUCCUCCUCUUCCGCUUAAUAUCCUAAACAGAAUCAUACGAAUGUAUCUGCACAUGUUACUCUAUCCACACCCGUGCUAAAUAUCUGCAUCCCAAGGCCAACCGUGGAGGUUUUCUUAAUCUUUCUUUCUCUGCUGUAUUCCUAAUAUCACUUUGCAUUACCCUACUUGUUUCACUUGUUUCUCGUCCCUCUUGCCCGGGUCAUGAAUAAAUUGAACCACUGCAUCAAUGUGGAGCGUCACUUAGCGAACUGGACAGCUAUCUUCUCUUUGUUCACCCCUCAGUACUUAUGGAAUGGGGUAUGACGAAUGACUCAAAUGCAUUAAUGUAAUGAUGAAAACCACGAAUAAAACUUG